ACAUAGGCUAGCAAAAGAUUUAGAUCAGUUGAGGUAUUUUAAAUAUAAAGCCCUUACAUCUCGUCAGGUACUUACCCCGAAUUGUAAAAAUUUUGAUUUAGCUAACUUACCAAACUAACUUAUCAAACCAACAACUAACGCAGCUGAAAAUCAUUAUUAUAGGACCUAUUUAUAAAUGCAGUAUUGGCUAAAUAACGGAGAAGAGGCAACAGAAUGUGGAUGGAGUAAAAAAAAGGAUACCUUAGUUCCAAAAACAAUGUCAAACGCAGUGGCACCAGAAUUUGUUGAAAAUGAUUUACUGUAAUUGCAAAUCUGGAUGUAAUAAACUAUGUACCAUUGCGAUAAAAAAAAGUAGUACAAGAAUUAGUAGUCCCAGAUGGAACUCCUGGUCUAUAAGGAUAUUUGAAUUAUACUGAUUUUUUUUUGGAUUUAGCCAACAACACUGUUUUUUUUUUGUUUAUCCCUAAUGCAUCUGCAAUGUCCCUUAUGGGAACCCCAUCCCUUAAGCGGGGUUUACAUUGGUCAAGUUACUUGAUUCAAGUUUACUUGAAUCAAGUAACUUGAACGUCACUUGAACCGUGUAAACACUUCUGCAAGUGAUUUUUUCCUCAUUCAAGUAGUGCUUGACCCCUAGAUUCAAGUGUCAAGUAAAAGUUGAACAUGUUUGAUUUUUGGAGUCAAGUUGGCUGCACUUGAAACAAGUAGGAAGGUCUCUUGACCAGUGUAAACACACAUUCAAGCUCACUUGCUUCAAGGAUUAACCUAAAAAUCUAGUGUCACAUUGAGUGGUGUUGUUUUGUUGUUGUUUAUGUUAAAAGCAUCUUUAUUUAAAAAUGAGUUCAAAAAGUGUUAAGUGGACAAGCGAUCAAAUUAUUGAAUUCCUGGAGGUGUAUGAAAACUAUCCUGUACUGUGGAACUCGGGUUUGAGUGAAUAUAAAAAUAAGAAUUUAAGAGAUGCCGGAUUUAAAGGUUUGGUAGACAAAUUGAAAACCAAUUUUCCCGACAUCACCUUGGAUGUGGUAAGAGCCAAAAUAAAAGUAAUCAAAACCAUUGUCAGUCAAGAAUGCAUAAAAAUUGCGAAAUCCAAAAAAUCAGGUUCAGCUGCUGAUGAACUGUACGAACCUAAACUUAGUUGGUUCCAUGCAGCAAAGUUUUUAAUGGGUUGUUCGUCCAGCAGACCUUCUACUUCAACUCUGGAUAAGGAAAUCCAAAUUCUGCCUACACUGACUGACGCAUCUGAGACUGACGAUAUAGAGGAUGUGGAUUCUCCAAGUUCUCCAAUUGUUCAACCACAACCAAAAAAAACUAAAUCUCAAACACCUGGAAUGCAGCCUCCACGCUCCAAAAAGCAAAAAAUAUCCGAAAUACAUGCUGUUGAACACAUAGUUGAUAAACUACAUGCAAUAUCACAAAACGUUAAACCAGCUGGCAAAAAUGGUUCUGUGAGACACACUAGUGAUGAACUGUCUCAUUUUGGAGAGUACGUUUCAGCACAAUUGGGGCAAUUAAACCCAAUUGAUUCUCUUAAUGCUCAAAAAGCUAUCCAAGACAUUCUUAUAGCUGCAAGAAUCAAAUCAUUGAAUCGAAACAUGCAAAUUCACAGAUAUUCUUCACUAUCACCAACCAUAGCUACCUCUGUAUCUGGAUCUGACAGAACUGAUGUGGAAGAUAUUCAUUACCAAGACAAUUCAAACGACUUACUUUCUCCUGCUUUGCAAACCAGUUUCUUACUAGAAACCGACAAAGAACAAAAUGAUUCCGACAAUUUUCUGGUCUUUCAAGAAAUUGUUGUUGACAAGAACAAUUGUAAUUAUGAAAUUAUUUAAAAAUUAAUUGACAUCCUACUUGUAACAGUAAACAUAAUUAUAAAAUAUAAUGUGUUUUUUGUUUACC
This is a messenger RNA of Sitophilus oryzae (rice weevil), 1893 nucleotides long. RefSeq lists its product as uncharacterized. NCBI's taxonomy places the organism in Eukaryota, Metazoa, Arthropoda, Insecta, Coleoptera, Curculionidae. The record is from RefSeq and is a predicted model, not a curated record. Bases 834 to 1826 code for a protein of 330 amino acids. The transcript has 2 exons.